UUAUUCCAGUCGUUUUUGACUUCGCAGAUUUCUUGCUUAAGUGAGACUAAAAAAACAUGGCGACCACUUUCGCAGUUCGUACGAAAAAAGAGAGAAAAGCUGAACCGGUUGCAUUCAGUGAAGCUGCCCUGCGCCAAAAUGCGGCAGUUUUGGACUACUGCCGGACGUCGAUGUGCGCCUUGGCAGGAAGCACAGCAGGAAUCAUGGGACUGACUGGCCUCUAUGGGUUCAUCUUUUACUUUGUUACUGCCUUCAUAUUGUCAUUGAUGUUACUUGCAAAAGCUGGUUCACAGUGGGCGAAAUAUUUCAAGUCCCGGAUGGUACUGUUCACUGGUGGUGUAUUUGGUGGACUAUUUACAUAUGUAUUAUUUUGGACCUUUCUCUAUGGUAUGGUGCACGUUUACUGAUGUUUGCAGCCUUGUGUUCAAGCCUGGGUCAACACCAGGUCCUCGGAUCCUUGUGUUCAAGCAUAGGCCUCUACCCACAACAGGCCUCAGGUCAAGAAGUCAGUCAGAGCAGAUAUUGCCUCAAAAAGAACGCUUAUGGAUGUAUUUAUUUCUGUUUUGUAAACAAAAUUUAUUGUAAUGUUGGUUCUUGUAAUAAAACGGAUU
This is a messenger RNA of Lineus longissimus, 611 nucleotides long. RefSeq names its product ER membrane protein complex subunit 6-like. The record is from RefSeq and is a predicted model, not a curated record. The coding region runs from base 57 to 407 and encodes 116 amino acids. Gene Ontology annotation, cellular component: EMC complex; endoplasmic reticulum; membrane. The transcript has 5 exons. Gene Ontology annotation, biological process: protein folding in endoplasmic reticulum; autophagosome assembly. Lineage: Eukaryota; Metazoa; Nemertea; Pilidiophora; Heteronemertea; Lineidae.